AUGGAGACCAGCCCUAGCCAAAUUGGUGGAACGACUGCGGGCGAUGUUCAGGCUCUGCUCUCAAGAUAUGUCGGACAGCUUGUCAGAGGAUGUGAAAACGCAGAAUGUACCGCGACGCAGUGCUUUACUGGCCGUCUCAACACUACACCACGACCUAUCCGACGUCUCACAUCCCGAGCAGCUCGAGCUAUUGCCUUUGCCAUAUGUAGCGGGCCGAGGCCGAAGUCUUAUCUGUGCCCGUACUAUGACUGCGGCGGACAGGCACCAUCAGUGCAACCCGACGCUGAACUGGACGAUUCUUCUCUCGUGCAGCAGUUGAUAGAUACUCCCACUGUUCAGCAUUUUUAUGUGUCUUCCGACCCUACAUACGAGCCGCAAAAUGUCGAGUUCAAGCAGCUUCAGGAUUUCCAUCAAAAGCUUUACCCUUUACAUGAGCGAUCUGCCCACUUACCCGGAAGAGAGUUUGUCACCAACACCAUCCUCGCAGAUGUUCUCGGCCAUUGUCUUGACUGGCUUCUUAAAAAGGCUCCUUUGACGCGCCUGGCACCGUGGUAUUGGGUGGAUGCAGAGGUUAUCAGCCCGGGCAAUGCCUAUCCUCAAUUUUCGAGCAGCAAGCCCGCUGACAACAGCUACAACACCUGGUUGGCUAUCUUGGAUGUUCUGGAUCAUGCUCCGUACAUGAGGCUUUUGAGGAGCGUUUGCAACGUUGUCGCCAAACGAUGCGUGGUAGAGCACCUGGCCAAGCCAGACGGCUGGUGUGGUCCACGAGCAAAUAUCUGUACCAUGAUUGCGUCUCGUCUGGUGGUUGAAGAUGCCCCAGUGGAGAAAGGAGUUGCGCUCACUAUCUGGCUCAAGAAGCUGUUCGCUCAGCAGUGGAAUGCGAACCCGGUCAUUCAGAGCAAAACAUGUUACGCUAUACUGGAGCUUAUUCGUGGCCUACAUGAUGAGCUGGUCUCACUCUCGUAUACUCGGACAGAGAUCUUUGUCUUCCGACUCAUUACUUUGCACGUGAGUGUGACCGAAAUUUCGCAAGCAUGGGUGUCUCGUUCGGAGAAAGAUGCACCUCAUGUCUUAUCGUAUCGAUUUCUUUUCUCUGACGACCAKCUCUAUCUCAUAUUUCGGUCGAUCAAUCACCUGGUCAUGAGUCAGGCGCAUCGACUAGUCCUUCAAGCUAGGAGGGUUCGCGAGAAGGUGGCUGAAGUGGGUGCCCAGGAUCUCAAUGAACAACAAAUUCAAGAGGAGGAGAACUGUCUCCUCCUGAGUGUGAGUCGCAAUAACAUGCUGAAGGAUACAUUUGAUCAACUAUGGCACCGUCGCAAGGGCGAGCUACGUCGCCCUUUGCGCGUUCGGCUUGGUACGGUUGGCGAGCUGCAGGUCGGACAGGAUCUUGGAGGUGUUCAGAUGGAGUUCUUCAACUUGUUGUGCCGGCAACUGCUGGAUGAGCRGGCCGACAUGUUCACCACGGAGGCAAGGACCGGAUGCAGCUAUUUCAAAGCUGGCAGCUCGCAGCCACUGGUCUUCUUCAGACACUUUGGCACACUUUUGGCACUGGCUAUGUAUAACGGGAUAGCCCUUCCUAUCACCAUGCCCACGGCAUUCUACCACAUGCUGGUUGAAGGAGUGCCGCCGGAUGGCAGCGACCUUCACAUACUUGAGGACGGAUGGCCUGAAAUCGCAAAAUCGCUUCGAGGGCUGUCUGACGAAGACCUUGAAGGGCUCGACUUUACCUUUGAUAUGGAAGCGAACGGCCUGCACAUGUCUGUGCUAUCCCCACGACAGGACACUCCAGAGGGCGUUGUAUAUCCAUCUCAGAAGGGCUGCUUGGUGUCUCCAAUUCUUCAGGUCGUCGCUCAUCAUCCUGCCRAGUUCGAAGUGGACAACAUCAGCUGGGCCGGAUGGACUCUCCAAAAGACUCAAAUUGAUGCCGAAGAGGUAACAUCGGCCAACAAAAGCCGAUAUAUUCGAGAGAAGGCCUUCUGGUUUACUUACACAUCCGUGGCGCCUCAGCUUUUCGCAGUACUGGAGGGGUUUAGAUCGGCAGAUCUUUUCCCUCACCAUGCCCUGAAGCACUUGUUUACUGCCAGAACGCUCAAAGCAUAUACCGAAGGAACAGACCAUCUGGAUAUCAAACAGCUGCGGGCCACGACAACUUACACGGACUAUGAUGAUACCGAGGAUUAUAUUCAAUGUUUUUGGCGCGAGGUUGCGGGAUGKUCGCACACCAAGCAGAAGCAGUUGCUUAAAUUCGUCACCGCUGCGGAAAGGAUUCCCAUCAGUGGUACGGGCCAGCUUGUGUUCAAGAUAAGACGUGCGGAUAACCCUGACCUCCUACCUACCAGCCAUACGUGUUUUGGGAUGUUGGAUUUGCCUCGAUAUGAAUCUACGAAGGUUAUGUCGGAGAAGUUGAGCCUCGCCUUGCGAUAUGGAAGUGAGGGCUUUGGUAUGGGUUGA
Molecule: messenger RNA, 2451 nt
Organism: Ramularia collo-cygni
Lineage: Eukaryota; Fungi; Ascomycota; Dothideomycetes; Mycosphaerellales; Mycosphaerellaceae
Exons: 4
Coding region: 1-2451 (816 amino acids)
Molecular function (GO): ubiquitin-protein transferase activity
Source: RefSeq, a predicted model, not a curated record